This is a messenger RNA of Tinamus guttatus (white-throated tinamou), 1467 nucleotides long. The record is from RefSeq and is a predicted model, not a curated record. Lineage: Eukaryota; Metazoa; Chordata; Aves; Tinamiformes; Tinamidae.
AUGCCUUUCCUGCCAGAGCUUGCCCUAGUCACCUGGCUGCUCUUCAUCCUCUUCUUCAGCCUCCUGCUCCUUUAUGGGAUAUGGCCCUUUUGGACCUUCAAGAAGCUGAGUAUUCCUGGCCCACGGCCCUUGCCUUUUCUGGGAAUGUUCCUGGAGUGCCGGCACGGAGUCACAGAUUUUGAUCAGAAGUGCUUUUGCUUUGAGAAAUAUGGUAAAAUCUGGGGGAUUUUUGAUGACAGGCAGCCUGUGCUAGUCAUUCUGGACCCUGUGCUCAUCGAAACCAUCCUGGUGAAGGAGUGCUGUGCACUUUUUGCCAACCACUGGAACUUUCAUCUGGAUGGAAGUCUGGAAUCAGCUGUCAGCAUCUCUGAAGAUGAGCAGUGGAGAAGGAUUCACUCUGUGCUAUCCCCGGCCUUCAGCAGUGAGAAGUUGAAGGAGUUUGGAGCCUGUAGCAUAGAUGUGGUGGCCAGUACAUCCUUCAGUGUGAAUAUUGACUCCGUUAAUAAUCCCAGUGACCCCUUUGUCACCAACAUUAAGAAAUUUCUCAAAAUCAGUUUCUUACAUCCUCUGGUCCUAGUAAUAGUGCUGUUCCCCUUCCCUAUCCCAGGGCUGGAGAGGAGGAAUUUGACUCUGUUACCCCCAGAAGUCAUGAACUUCUUCAACACCUUCGCCAAAAUGAAGAAGGGACUGCAAAAGGGCAGCUAUAAGAGCCGGGUGGAUUUCCUGCAACUCAUGGUGGAUUCACAGAGCUCAGAUGGCAACUCUGACCCUGCAAAUGAGAACAACUCGUAUAAAACAUUAAGUGAUGAGGAGAUUCUGGCCCAGGCUCUUAUCUCUGUUUUUGCUGCUUAUGAGACCACCAGUUCCACCCUCACAGGGUUACUCCCACCUCCCUCCUUCCACAUCUUGUACAACCUGGCCACUUACCCCGAUGUGCAGCAGCAACUUCAGGAUGAGAUUGAUGCAAAUCUGUGCAACAAGGCUACCCCGGCAUCCAACGCGCUCGUGCAGAUGGAGGAUCUCGACAUGGUGGUGAGCAAAACCCUCCGGCUCUUCCCCUCAGGGGGACAGAUGGAAAGAGUCUGCAAGGAGACCAUGGAGAUCAAUGGAGUAAGUAUUCCAAAGGAUGUGGUGGUGGUGAUCCCUGCCUAUGUGAUGCAUCAUGACCCAGCUCACUGGCCUCAGCCAGAGGAGUUGAGGCCUGAGAGGUGCCCAAGCUGGGGAAAUAGCCACGCAUUCAACCUGGAGAACAAAGAGUCUAUUGACCCCUAUACCUACCUGCCAUUUGGGGCUGGCCCCAGGAACUGUGUAGGGAUGAGGUUUGCCCUCCUCACUCUGAAAGUGGCUGUGGUUGUCCUGGUGCAAGAUUUCUCUUUCCAACCCUGCAGAGAUACUCGGAUCCCCUUGCCUCUGGACACACAAGUUUUCAUGCAACCUAAGAAGCCCAUCAUCCUGAGGCUGUGCUGA